Messenger RNA from Myzus persicae (green peach aphid), 420 nucleotides. RefSeq names its product retinol dehydrogenase 12-like. NCBI's taxonomy places the organism in Eukaryota, Metazoa, Arthropoda, Insecta, Hemiptera, Aphididae. The transcript has a single exon. The record is from RefSeq and is a predicted model, not a curated record. The annotation marks the transcript as partial.
AAACAAAUCAAUUAUUUAUCCGUGGCGUACAAAACUUCGGGACUAAAGGUCAUAUCGACGUGUCGGGAUUUCGGAAAAUCAGAACAAGCAGUGUCGGAAAUCUUGGCUGAAGUAAAAGGCGACGGCCUCGAACAAUUGAUCGUGGAGAAAUUGGAUUUGACGUCUUUCAAGCGUUGCGUGAAAAACAUUUUGCAAAUGGAAAAACAAAUUCACCUGCUGGUGAACAACGCCAGUUAUAGUGGUGCACGCCUACCCACAGCUGCGAUUGUACAAUUACAGUCUACAGGGCCCGAGUGCAAGCAUGGAUUAAGGGUUUAGCCAUGGCAAGGGAGGCACGUUCUGUCAGUUAUUUUUAUUCGUUUUAUUUGCACGCUUAAUGAAACCUAAAUUAAACUAAAUAUAAUGAUUUAUAGUUUAAAU